AAAGCUCUCACUCACAUUGUUAUGGAACAAAACCCUAAGGGUUCUUGUAAGAACAAAUCGCCGCCAGAAUGAUCUCAACCGUUGAUUUUUCAUAACAUACAAACUCCCUUGUAUUACUACUCUUACUAUUGCACUCUGUUUUCUUUUCCUCAAACAAAUUUUGCUAUCAUAUGGAUACUAAAAAUUUCCUUAAUUAAUGCCCAAAAUCGAUUCUUGAGAACUACCCAUGUUUUGAUUCUGGUUUAAUUCGGUUUAGAAUUGAUUUAAUUUAUCUGGGCUACACAAAGUUUUGAUCUUUUGUAGUUCCGAGUAUAAAUUUACUAUCUUGAAGGUGGGUGUAAAUAUGGUGUAGAAAGUUUUGAUUUUGAGGCAUUUCUAGGGUUUAGGGUUUGAUUAUUGGUAUUGGGUAUCGGUUAGUUUUUGGUUUGGUAUCGUGGGUGAUGAUCAAACUGAGUAGUUUUUGUUUUUGAAUAUGUUAUCUGAGCUAGCUAGGAGACCCAUGAUAGGAACUAAUAAUAACAGUGAUGGAUCAUAUAGUGACGAUUUAGAGAAGGAAAUAGGGUUGUUGUUGCGUGAGCAGCGUAGGCCGGACCCGGAUGAUCUUGAGAGGGAGCUUAAUAUAUAUAGAAGUGGCUCUGCUCCUCCUACUGUGGAGGGUUCUUUGAAUGCUGUUGGAGGUUUGAUAGGCGGCGGCGGGGGUGGGGGAGGUGGUGGUGGUGGUGCUUUUGCUGAGUUUAUUAGUGGGAAGAAUGGAAAUGGGGUUGUGUCUGAGGAUGACCUUAGGUCUGAUCCUGCUUAUAUGUCAUAUUAUUACUCGAAUGUGAAUUUGAACCCGAGGCUUCCGCCUCCUUUGCUUUCGAAGGAGGAUUGGAGGUUUCAACAGAGGUUAAAGGGAGGGACUUCGGUUAUUGGUGGCAUUGGUGAUAGGAGGAAAAUGAAUAGAGCUGAUAAUGGUAGUGGGAGAUCUUUGUUCGCCAUGCCACCAGGAUUUGAUUCGAGGAUACAAGAAAAUGAGGUUGAGUCGGAGAAAGUUUGUGGCUCAACAGAGUGGGGUGGUGACGGUCUCAUUGGUUUGCCAGGGAUUGGGCUUGGGAGUAAACAAAAGAGUCUUGCUGAGAUUUUUCAGGAUGAUUUGGGGCGUGCAACUCCUGUAACAGGGAAUCCUUCUCGCCCAGCAAGCCAUAAUGCAUUUAAUGAAAAUGCUGAGACGAUGGGCUCAGCUGAAGCUGAGCUGGCUCAUCUCCGCCGUGAGAUGUCAUCUACAGAAGCUUUACGAUCUGGUUCAAAUGGCCAGGGUUCAUCUGUUGUCCAAAGUAUUGGACUACCUGCCUCUUAUUCAUAUGCUGCUGUUGUUGGUGCUUCCUUGUCUAGAAGUACUACUCCUGAUCAUCAACUUGUUGCCAGGGCACCUAGUCCUUGUCCUACACCCAUUGGACAAGGACGACCCUCUGCCUCUGAAAAGAGGAAUGCAGCUGGUUCAAACUCAUAUAACGGUGUUUCAUCUAGCAUAAAUGAUCCAACAGAUUUGGCAACUGCUUUGUCUGGCAUGAACCUGUCAGCAAAUGGCGUGAUGGAUGACGAGAACCAAAAGAAUGCCAAUCUGUUUGGUAUUCAAGGAGGUCAGAAUCACGCGAUGCAAAAUGCCUAUCUAAAGAAGUCUGAAUCUAGAAAUUCGCAUAUGCCUUCUGGUCCUCAGUCCACAAAAAUGUCCUAUGCUGAUUUUGGUAUGAAUAAUGGCAAUGGGUCUGACCUCAACAACUCAUCCUUUGGAUCUGAAAGACACGCUGAACGGCAUAAUUCUGGCGUCCUAGGCAAUUCAUACAUGAAAGGCUCACUGAGCUCCACUCUCAAUGGUGGAGGUGGCUUACCCUUCCAGUAUCAGCAUCUAGAUAAUGCAAAUUCAUCACUGCCAAACUAUGGGAUAAGUGGAUAUUCCAUGAAUCCAGCAAUGGCUUCUAUGACGAGUAGCCAGCUUGGCAGUGGUAAUCCACCAAUGUUGUUUGAGAAUGUUGCUGCCGCUUCAGGCAUGGCCAUACCCGGACUGGAUUCAAGAGUUCUUGGAGGAGGUUUGGGGUCCGGAGCAAAUCUAACUUCUGCUGCAUCUGAUCCUCAUAAUUUUGGACGAGUGGGUAGUCCGAUGGCAGGGAGUGCCGCUCAGGCAGCUUUUGCAGACCCACUAUAUCUCCAGUACUUGAGGACUCCUGAGUAUGCUGCUGCUGCUCAGCUUGCAGCUCUUAAUGAUCCCUCAGUGGAUAGAAACUACUUAGGUAAUUCUUAUCUAAAUUUAGUGGAACUUCAGAAGGUUUAUCUUGGAGCGCUUUUGUCAUCUCAAAAAUCACAGUAUGGUGUACCUAUGGGUGGUAAAUCUGGUUCCAAUCAUCAUAGUUAUUAUGGAAAUCCUGCCUUUGGUGUCGGCUUGUCAUAUCCUGGAAGUCCUCUAGCAAGUCCUGUUAUUCCUAACUCCCCUGUUGGACCUGGGAGUCCAAUAAGACACAAUGAGCUGAAUAUGCGUUAUCCUUCUGGGAUGAGGAACUUAGCUGGUGUCAUGGGGCCAUGGCACCUGGAUGCAGGUUGUAAUAUGGAUGAGAGCUUUGCUUCAUCACUUUUGGAAGAGUUUAAGAGCAAUAAAACUAAGUGUCUUGAACUUUCAGAGAUUGCUGGCCAUGUCGUUGAGUUCAGUGCCGACCAAUAUGGGAGUCGAUUUAUUCAACAAAAACUUGAAACAGCUACAGUUGAUGAAAAAAACAUGGUUUAUCAGGAAAUUAUGCCUCAAGCCCUUGCUUUGAUGACUGAUGUGUUUGGUAAUUAUGUAAUUCAGAAGUUUUUUGAACAUGGACUUCCUUCACAAAGAAGAGAACUGGCUAGCAACCUUUUUGGUCAUGUUUUGACGCUUAGCUUACAAAUGUAUGGAUGCCGAGUGAUCCAGAAGGCCAUUGAGGUUGUUGAUCUAGAUCAGAAGAUAAAAAUGGUUGAAGAGCUUGAUGGUCAUAUCAUGCGCUGUGUCCGUGACCAGAAUGGAAACCAUGUCAUCCAGAAGUGUAUUGAGUGUGUUCCUGAAGAAAGUAUUCAGUUUAUUGUCACAACAUUCUUCGAUCAAGUUGUGACUCUCUCUACCCAUCCAUAUGGCUGCCGUGUGAUACAGAGGAUUUUGGAGCACUGCGAGGACCCUAAUACACAGAGUAAGGUCAUGGUUGAGAUUUUAGGAGCUGUUAGCAUGUUGGCACAAGAUCAAUAUGGCAACUAUGUUGUUCAGCAUGUGCUAGAGCAUGGAAAAUCCCACGAACGUUCUGCUAUUAUUAAGGAGUUAGCUGGGAAGAUAGUUCAGAUGAGUCAGCAGAAGUUUGCUUCCAACGUUGUGGAGAAGUGUUUAACUUUUAGUGGUCCUAAUGAGCGAGAGAUACUGGUUAGUGAGAUGCUUGGAACCACUGAUGAAAAUGAGCCUCUCCAGGCAAUGAUGAAAGAUCAGUUUGCUAAUUAUGUUGUUCAGAAAGUACUUGAGACUUGUGAUGACCAACAACGCGAGUUAAUCCUUACGCGGAUUAAAGUUCAUUUAAAUGCUUUGAAGAAGUAUACCUACGGAAAGCAUAUUGUUGCACGCGUAGAGAAACUUGUUGCUGCUGGGGAACGGAGAGUUGCUUUGCAGUCUUUGCACCUUGCUUAGGCGGCCUAGGAAAGAAAGUCUGUACAGCUAACUGAGGCUAGUGUGAGCUUCAUCACUUUCUUCCUUCGAGUAUCUAGAGUUACUACUUCUCUGCCUAUCUUUCUAGACAGGUAUGAGCUUAUUGAAAAUAAAAGUUGUUGCUUGUACCGAAAACUGUACAUUGUGUAGUUUUAAGGUUUAUACAUAGAGUUGAGGUAGCUGAGGUCAGAUGUUGAAUGCACCUGACGCCCCUGCAAGAGGAGAUAAAAUGACCGACAAUACAAGUGUUUUUACGGUGUGUAAAGAAUCAGCAGAUGACGAGGGUAGUCUAAAACGUGACUGUACAAAAUGUUGGAAUGUGGAGAGUGCUGUUAAUGUUAGAUGAGGCCAGAGUUUUCCUUCAUGUAUCGGUAUCUGAAUUUUUUUUGUUCUUCCUUUUAAAAAAGUACAUUUUUCUUAUGUUUA
Mercurialis annua (annual mercury) is the source of this 4105-nucleotide messenger RNA. RefSeq names its product pumilio homolog 2-like. Gene Ontology annotation, biological process: post-transcriptional regulation of gene expression. The coding region runs from base 473 to 3661 and encodes 1062 amino acids. Gene Ontology annotation, molecular function: mRNA binding. The transcript has 9 exons. Gene Ontology annotation, cellular component: cytoplasm. The record is from RefSeq and is a predicted model, not a curated record. Lineage: Eukaryota; Viridiplantae; Streptophyta; Magnoliopsida; Malpighiales; Euphorbiaceae.